CUUGCACACAGUGAUGAGAGCCUGUUAAAGCUGUCACAAAGCAUGGCAUGAGAGUUGGUGACUGCUGGCCAACCAAUGUUCACGUUGGCACUGUUAGCCGAUGACAUUCCUAUUGCGCCCGAGGAUUUCCGAGACGAUCAAAGGGAUCAGCUAAAGAGGCAGAUCCAAUUGCGAUAUGUGGAUCGGAUUAUUCCCAACGUGGGCUUGUGUAUAGAGUUUUACAACUUUGUCAGCAUCAAGGAUGCAACGAUCUAUCCUGGUGAUGGCAAGCAUUCAUGUGGAGAGGCCUUCGUAAAGGUGGAGUUCCAACUUAUUGUGUUUCAGCCUUUGAUCGACGAGUGGCUGGUCGGCUUGGUGAUGAAGUCAACUCAGAAGGGGUUGCAGAUCUCCUUGGGCUUCUUCGAGGAUGUGGAGAUUCCGUCCGCCAAUUUGCGCACUCCGUACAUGUACGAUUCGGCGCAAGAGCGGUGGGUUUGGCUGUAUCGAGACGAGGAGACAAAUGAAUCUGUGAACUACUUCUACGACAAGGACCGUCUUAUCCGCUUCCGAGUCACUGCUGUGCACUUCGCAGAGGCGAGACAAAAUCGCCGGGCCAUGUCCAUCGUUGGCGCGGUCGGCACCUGGGGAUGGGUAUUACUUGUGCCCAGCUAUAUGAGGUUAGCGGCUAGUUCCACCACUAUCAUCCCAACUGCCCGUAUGAACAAAAGCGUCUAAUGGCGUGAUUUACCAUAAAUACUUGAUACAUAGUUGAUAAUGUUGAAGUAGACUUGGUCACCAAAUGUUGACUGAAAUAGUUUGAAAGCGUAGCACAUCCAGUCGCCACGUUGGAGUGUUUUCCCAUUUCGACACAACUGAACCAAGGUGGAUAGGGAUGGCCUAGGGCUUCUAGAAUGGCUCGGAAGCUCAGCAAUCCUACUGGCUGCAGUGGUGUUUACCAAACGUCGGUUCCUAUGGUGGAGAUGCAAAUAAUGAUUUGAAUUUAAGACGUUCACUGAUUUCCUAUUCCGUGUUUUGGAGAUGUAAAAUGGGCAAUUCAAAUUCGUGUUUUCCCUCUCUGUGAAGGCACAUACCCAAUUCCAUCAUUUUGAUGGUGCAGGCGGCCAGUGUUCCUUCUCUGCCUUUUGACAGGGGGCCAGAAUAUGCCACAAUGGGCCACAAGCUUGGAUAAAGAUCUCCGGAAACACUCAAACAUGUGCACACUAUGGUCAUACAAACACACUCAUAUUCACCAUAUUAUUUACUGUACUAUGAUUGACUAUACAUACUGUAAUGAUAUACAUAUGUUAUUAUAUAUACACAUGUGAACUUGUUGCAAUAUCAGGGUUUUGACAUUCACCCAUUGCCAUUAUCAGAAGUGUAUAUAGGUGCCUCUUUUCCGAGGGCAAUGAUUUGUGCUUAGGUGGCCAUGAGGUGAGUGCGCAGUAUCUGAGACCAGCAAGAUGCUGUGUUGGAAAAA
This is a messenger RNA of Cladocopium goreaui, 1456 nucleotides long. Lineage: Eukaryota; Dinophyceae; Suessiales; Symbiodiniaceae. The record is from the annotation of a GenBank genome assembly.